CUCUGGUCCAAGCCAUCUUCAACCGCGAUGUAGAGGAGGUGCGGUCAUUGCUGAAUCAGAAGGAGAACAUUAAUGUAUUGGACCAAGAAAGACGAACGCCGCUGCAUGCUGCUGCCUACAUAGGAGAUGUUGCAAUCCUGGAGCUCCUAAUACUGUCAGGUGCUAACGUUAACGCGAAGGACACUGUUUGGCUCACCCCGUUACACCGCGCUGCAGCUUCUCGUAACGAGAAGGCACUUCACCUCCUCCUGAAGCACUCGGCAGAUGUCAAUGCCCGCGACAAGUACUGGCAAACGCCUCUGCACGUCGCCGCUGCCAACCGGGCCACCAAAUGCGUGGAGGCCAUCAUCCCCCUGCUGAGCACUGUCAACGUCGCAGACCGCACGGGCCGCACGGCACUGCACCACGCCGUGCACAGCGGCCACCUUGAGAUGGUGAACCUGCUGUUGAACAAAGGGGCCAGCCUGAGCACUUGCGACAAGAAGGACCGCCAGCCCAUCCACUGGGCAGCGUUUCUAGGGCAUUUGGAAGUUCUGAAGCUGCUGGUGGCCCGGGGAGCUGACGUGAUGUGUAAGGACAAAAAAGGCUACACCCUGCUGCACACCGCGGCAGCCAGCGGCCAGAUCGAAGUCGUGCGUCACCUGCUGAGGCUGGGGGUCGAGAUUGAUGAACCAAAUUCCUUCGGAAACACUGCACUUCACAUUGCCUGUUACAUGGGCCAAGAUGCCGUGGCCAACGAGCUGGUCAAUUACGGCGCCAACGUCAAUCAGCCUAACGAGAAGGGCUUCACCCCUCUGCACUUUGCUGCCGUCUCCACCAAUGGGGCCCUGUGCCUAGAGCUCCUCGUGAACAACGGGGCCGAUGUCAACUUUCAGAGUAAGGAAGGGAAGAGCCCUUUGCACAUGGCUGCCAUUCACGGACGGUUCACGCGUUCACAGAUCCUCAUUCAGAAUGGCAGUGAGAUUGACUGUGCUGACAAAUACGGCAAUACCCCCCUCCACGUUGCUGCUAGAUAUGGCCACGAGCUGCUAAUUAGUACUUUGAUGACGAAUGGUGCUGACACUGCAAGGCGUGGGAUCCACGACAUGUUCCCUCUGCACUUAGCUGUUCUCUUUGGAUUUUCAGACUGUUGUCGUAAGCUACUUUCCUCAGGUCAGUUGUACAGUAUCGUCUCCUCGCUGAGCAACGAGCACGUGCUGUCUGCAGGCUUCGAUAUCAACACCCCUGACAACCUCGGGAGGACUUGCCUCCACGCUGCUGCUUCUGGAGGGAACGUUGAAUGUCUUAAUUUGCUGUUGAGCAGCGGUGCUGACUUGAGGAGGAGAGAUAAGUUUGGAAGGACUCCACUGCACUACGCAGCUGCCAAUGGCAGCUAUCAGUGUACGGUGACACGGGUCACGGCAGGAGCCAGUAUUAACGAGGCUGACUGUAAAGGCUGUACCCCCUUACACUAUGCUGCUGCUUCGGACACGUACAGGCGAGCAGAGACUCAUUCAGGAAACAGCCAUGACACUGAUGAGGAGCCACUGAAGGAGUCCAGGCUGAAGGAGGCAUUCUUUUGUUUAGAGUUCUUGCUGGAUAAUGGUGCUGACCCAUCCCUCCGGGACAAGCAGGGAUAUACCGCUGUCCACUACGCAGCUGCGUACGGCAACAGGCAGAACCUCGAGCUGCUCCUGGAAAUGUCUUUUAACUGCCUGGAGGAUGUGGAAAGCACCAUUCCAGUCAGCCCUUUGCACUUAGCUGCCUAUAAUGGUCACUGUGAAGCCCUAAAGACACUUGCCGAAACCCUCGUGAACCUCGACGUGCGGGACCACAAGGGGCGGACAGCGCUGUACCUCGCGACGGAGAGAGGCUCCACGGAGUGCGUGGAGGUGCUCACCAGCCACGGCGCGUCCGCUCUGGUGAAGGAGAGGAAGAGGAAGUGGACCCCUCUCCACGCUGCAGCUGCCAACGGGAACACUGAUUCCCUGCACCUCCUGAUAGACAGCGGGGAGCGGGCAGACAUCACCGACGUCAUGGACAUCCACGGCCAAACCCCACUGAUGCUGGCGAUCAUGAAUGGCCACGUUGACUGUGUCCACCUCCUCCUGGAGAAGGGAUCCACAGCCGAUGCGGCGGACAAGAGGGGAAGGACUGCCCUGCACCGAGGGGCUGUGACGGGCUGUGAGGACUGCCUGGCCGCCCUGCUGGACCACGAUGCCUUCGUCCUGUGUCGGGAUUUCAAAGGCCGCACCCCGAUCCACUUUGCGUCGGCGUGCGGGCACUUAGAAAUCCUGAGGACCCUGCUGCAGGCAGCCCUCUCUACUGACCCUCUGGACUCUGUGGUGGACUACAGCGGUUACUCACCGAUGCACUGGGCUUCUUACAGUGGGCAUGAAGAUUGUCUUGAAUUGUUACUUGAACACAAUCCGUUUGCAUACCUAGAAGGAAACCCCUUUACUCCAUUGCACUGUGCAGUAAUUAACAACCAGGAUGGCACUGCUGAAAUGCUGGUGGAAGCAUUAGGUGCCAAGAUUGUUAAUAGCAGAGAUGCCAAAGGAAGGACACCCCUUCACGCUGCUGCCUUUGCAGACAACAUCCAUGGUUUACAGCUGCUUCUGCGCCACCAAGCCGAGGUGGACAUGACUGACAAGCUGGGGAGGACUCCCCUCAUGAUGGCUUCUGAGAACGGGCACACUGCAGCAGUCGAGUUCCUGCUGUACCAAGCAAAAGCAAAUAUAACUCUGCUGGAUGUCAACAAGAACACAGCUCUUCACCUGGCCUGCAGCAAGGGUCAUGAAAAGUGUGCCUUGUUGAUCCUGGGAGAAACCCAAGACCUUGGCCUUAUCAAUGCAAGUAACAGUGCUCUGCAGAUGUGA
Balearica regulorum gibbericeps (East African grey crowned-crane) is the source of this 2858-nucleotide messenger RNA. The record is from RefSeq and is a predicted model, not a curated record. Lineage: Eukaryota; Metazoa; Chordata; Aves; Gruiformes; Gruidae.